UUCCUGUGUGGUUCUUGAUAUUGAUUGUUGAAUAGAUAAUGGUAUUACUGUGUUAAGUUUACUGUGGCUAAGAGGGUGAGAUUCUAACAAACUAGCAGAUUUUAACGUACAGCUGCACUUAAACCCAUCUUAUACUCUGUACAUCGGAUUAUUAUUGCAGUCCAUCAAGAGAGCCAGACAAAUCGUGGCUUUCUUUCUCAGUUCUCUAGGCAGAGAAGGUUGAAGAAGCACAAGUAUGGGAGAAUGGGGCUUCCUCUCCAAGCUGUUGGACAAAGUGCAGUCUCACUCCACAGUCAUCGGGAAGGUGUGGCUCACUGUACUCUUUGUCUUCAGGAUCAUGGUUCUCGGGGCCGGAGCAGAAAAGGUGUGGAGUGAUGAACAAUCAAAAUUGGUCUGCAACACGAAGCAGCCAGGUUGUAAGAACGUGUGCUACGAUCACACCUUUCCAAUCUCCCACAUUCGCUUCUGGGUUCUCCAGAUCAUCUUUGUGUCCACACCAACACUCCUGUACUUCGGUCACGUUCUGCAUGUCCUCCACAAGGAAAAGAAACUGUGUCAGCUUGCCGAAAGCCAGACUGAGACUAAAGGCCUCAAACAUCCCAAAUAUACUGAUGAUCAUGGAAAAGUUAUAAUCAAGGGGCAAUUGUUAGGCAGUUACCUGGCCAGUCUGAUUUUUAAGAUCUUGCUUGAGGCUGCGUUUAUUGUAGGCCAGUACUAUAUUUACGGUUUUGUAAUGAUCCCUAAAAUAGAAUGCUCCCAGUCUCCUUGUCCUCACACUGUAGAGUGUUUCAUGUCUAGACCUACAGAGAAGACAAUUUUUAUCAUCUUUAUGCUAGUAAUGGCAUGUGUUUCUCUGCUGCUGAAUGUGGUAGAGAUGUUCUACCUGAUUUGCCGCAGGUCAAAGAAAUAAUAUGAAGCGUAGAGUUCAUUCCCCCAAGACUUAAAUGUAUCCAAAAUGCACAUUACAGGUAUGGCAAGCUCUAAAAAAAUUUGAGGCAAAAAAAGAAAAAGAAAAAAGAAUGGGUUCACCCAAAAAUUUUAAUUCUGUCAUUAUUUGCUCACCCUCAUGUUGUUCCAAACCCAUAUUACUCACUUUUUUCUGUGGAACACAAAAUAUUUGUAUUUUUUUUCAGAAGAUCUCCACACAUCUUUUUGCCAUAUAAUGAAAGUGAAUAGUGACUCUGGGCUGUCAAGCUCCAUAAAGAACAAAAAGUAAAUAAUGUUAUUUAAAAAUGAGUUAAUAAUGACAUAAUUUUCAUUUUUUGGGGGUGAUUUAUUCCUUGUGCUGUUAAAGAUACAGUAGCUAAAUAAAUCUUGUCUCAGAAUGUUAUAAUUGAUAUUUGGACCUGUAUUUGAAAAGUAUUUAAAUUUUGUUAUAAGUUUGCACAAUUUCAGUUUCCUGUUGUAUGAUUAUUUGUAUUUUGGACAAUGUUUUGCGAGAAUGUUUUUGUGAGUUGCAAGAAUGAAUGCUGGUGGAUAUCUGUCAAUCCAUAUGGUAUUUCAGGUAAUUUUAUAAAGAUUUAACACUUGCCUCCAUGGUAUGAUAAGGUAAUGACUUAUCACAUGACUUUCAGUUAUCUUAUCAUAUGACAGUUUUGAGACACUCUUUAUCUACUACCAAAACAGAACAGUAACAAGACUUGUCACCCAUGUAGUUCCAAACUUCCAAGACUUCCUUUCUUCCAUGGAACACAAGAGGAGAUGUUAGGCAGAAUGUUAGCCUCAGUCACCAUUCACUUUUAUUGCAUCUUUUCGAUUCAGUAGAAGUGAAUGGUGACUGAGACUAACAUUCUAUUUUUCACCUCCUCUUGUGAUCCAUAGAAGAAAACAAGUACUAUGGAUUUGGAACAACAUGAGGCUAGAGUGAAUGAUGACAUAAUUUUCUUCUUACUCUGUUAAUUUAAAAUGUAACCCAUGGAGGUCAGUGUGGAACUGUACAUGAGAUCAGUGUUAGUAUUUGAAGUUACUUGUCUUAGUAGGCCCCUGCUGUUAAAUCAUACUAAUUCUUGCACUAGUAGAUUUUGCUGUAAAUUUAAACCAUUGCCUUGUGAACUGGUGUUAAAAUGUGAAAAUAAUCUGUUGAAACACUCAUUGUAAAUAAUGUAAUUGUUUUUCUUAAACAUUUCAAUCUGUGAUACAGAGUCUGUUUAUUUUAUUUUUUAUAAAGUAUUGCUUACCUAAUGAUGUAUGUGGAGACAUAUAUUUUAUUAUUGAGAAAUGUAAGCGCUCUAAUGAAACACUGAUGGAAAUACUUUAGUGGAAGCGCAUAAAUAAAUAAAAAUGGGUAACACUUUACAAAAUAUUCCAUUCAUUAACAUUGGUUAAUCCAUUAGGUAUCAUGAACUAACAAUGUACAACAUAUCUUUUACAGCAUUUAUCAAUCUUUGUUAAUGUUAGUUAAUAAAAUAAAUAAAUAAAUAAAUAAAUACAAUUGUCAUUGUUAUUUCAUGUUAGUUCAUAGUGCAUAAACUAAUGUUAACAUAUAAAAAAUGUAUUACUAUAUUUUGAAAUAAACAUUACCCUGCUGUAAAAGUAUUGUUCAUUGUUAGUUCAUGUUAACUUGUUAACAAAUGGGACCUUUUUGUGAAGUGUUACCUAAAAAUCUUUCAGAAAAUGCACUUGUAAUGGUGAAAACACAUAACGUGGAAUAAAGUUUUACCUUCAUUACUGCUAGAACAGUGCUGACCU
Messenger RNA from Myxocyprinus asiaticus (Chinese sucker), 2688 nucleotides. RefSeq names its product gap junction Cx32.2 protein-like. Gene Ontology annotation, biological process: cell communication. Bases 236 to 910 code for a protein of 224 amino acids. The transcript is spliced from 3 exons. Lineage: Eukaryota; Metazoa; Chordata; Actinopteri; Cypriniformes; Catostomidae. Gene Ontology annotation, cellular component: connexin complex. The record is from RefSeq and is a predicted model, not a curated record.